Molecule: messenger RNA, 8826 nt
Organism: Phasianus colchicus (ring-necked pheasant)
Lineage: Eukaryota; Metazoa; Chordata; Aves; Galliformes; Phasianidae
Source: RefSeq, a predicted model, not a curated record
UGUGACUUGCUGAAAACUUUGCUGUCUGCAAAUACUUUAUUAUAAUCAACACAAAGGCAAUAGAAUAAGUAAGAAUGACAGCAAGUGCAAGUAAGGGAGACAUGAACUUUAAAACAUAUUCACAUCAUAGGGAGCUGACAAUUUCCAUACAAAUGACAGCACAGGUAUAAUGCCAAAUUUUCUUAAGAGUUCUACUGAAUCAGAAUCAUGCCCAGUGAAUAGCAAACAGUAGCUAGGAGGCACUUAAUUUGUAUAAAGGAGGCACUUAACUUGUACAAAUGCAUUCUUGGUUUCAGGAAAAAAAAAAAUAGAAAAAGCAAACAAUAAUUAAAGAUGCUGCAGAACAUGGACAAGUGAUAAAGGCAGGACUGGUUUCUCAUCAUUAGGCUGUCCUCAUCUAACCUGCUCAUUUUAGGCAAAGGAAAUGCAUUAGAUCUAAUCUACCUGAACUUCAGCGUAGCAUUCCCACAAGAGAAAUUAUUAGUUUAAAUAGGAACUAGGAGAAAGACUCUAAGUGUGGACUUAGUUAAUAAUAGGAAAUGGGAUGAGAGAGUGUUCAAAGUGAAAAGGUAUUAGUGAUUUCUGAAAGAUCAGUUUGAGAAUCUUAUUAACAUUUAAUUUUUUUAGUCAUUAAAUUAGCAAUCAAAAGUGAAAGUUUUCUGGCAAAACACAAAAGUCAAUUGGUAUUGUAAGUGGAAAGGAAAAGGAGGAUCUCAUUUGGAAAGGACUGAAUUAUCUGAAGAAAGAAAGAAUUGAAAGGUGGAUUACAUGUAAUACUAUUUAAAAAAGAUCACGUGUUAGCUAGAUUCAUCCAUUAGAAAACAGGUGCAGCUGCAUAUAUCAGGGAUACAAGGAAAGCAGUGGAUAUUAUGUACCUUGACUUCAGCAAAGCUUUAGACACUGUCUUCCAUAACAUCCUCAUAAGGAAGCUUAGGAAGCGUGGGAUAGAUGAGUGGACAGUGAGGUGCAUUGAGAACUGGCUGACUGGCAGAGCUCAGAUGGUUGUGAUAAGAGGUACGGAGUCUAGCAGGAGGCCUUAAUUAUUGUUCCCCAGGGGUCAGUACUCAGGCUGGUUUUGUUGAACAUCUUCAUAAAUGAUCUGGGUGAAGGGAUAGAGUGCUCUCUCAGCAAGUUUGUUGAUACAAAGCUGGGAGGAAUGGCUGACAGACAAAAAGGCUGUGCUGCCAUUCAGCAAGACCUGGACAUUCUGGAGACUUGGGUUGAGAGGAACCUAAUGAGGUUCAACAAGGACAAAUGUAGAGUUUUGCACCUGGGGAGGAAUAAGCAUACGCUUAUUCUCCCCGAUUCCAUGCUUAAGUACAGCUUACGGGCUGAACUACUGGAAAAGGAGCUCUGCAGAGAAGGACCUGGGUGUCUCAUCAUGUAUGCCAUGAUGCCUAAUGUUUGCCAUGAAUCAGCAGUAGUAUCCUGGGGUGCAUUAGAGUGUGGCCAGCACAUUGAGGGAGAUGAUCCUUCUACUCUCCUGUGCCUUGGUGAGGCCACAUUUGGAGUUGUGUGUCCACUUCUGGGCUCCUCAGUUCAAGAAAGACGGAACCAGCUCUGCCUUGGCUGGCACUCCACGCAGCAUGGUUCUUGGAUUUGCAGGGCUUAGUGAUUUUAGGGCUGAAAGCGAUGACGAAACCAGUGCAUCUUUGCUGUUUGCAUUCGUUUUCACUGUUUUUUGUUUGUUUUCAACCUGCGAACAAAAAUCACAAUGCUGUGGAACAAAGCAGACUUUUUUGCUUCUUCAUAGGCGACAAAACUGUAAAACUACUGAUAGAAACGCCACACUCUGCUUUCUCCGCCCGGAGGGUGCAACUGCGGGGACAGCUCAGCAGCGCUGUCCUCCUGCACCCGACUCGCUUAUCCCAGCCUCCCGCAGCAUUUUCCCCGAGGGGACUCCUCCAAGCUCGGGCAGGGGCGGACACACCGCAUGAUUCACCGGGGACUGUUUGCCUUGGCCCCGGAGGCCCAUCGUGCGGGGAAUGGGAUUUCCAUUCCCCAACGUGUCCUUUGGUAGGCUUCCCUGGAAGGCAGCGCGGGCCCGCACGCCGCCGGCGGAGGCUCCACGUUCCCGUGCUGCGGGGAGAGCUCCUGGGCCGGGGCAGGGCCAGUUUUGCAUCCUUGAAUGUCCCUCUACUUCUUGAAAAUGAAGACAAUGAUUGCAUGCUACUUUCUGCUGUUUGGGCACGUUCUACUUUCCACUGUUGCUGUCAUGGCAAAGGAUCUCCCCGGAGGACAUUUUACCCGAAAAAGGGAUGUUAACUCUCAAUCUCUACUAGAAAGUACUUGCAACAACAAACGUCUGGACCUUGUCUUCAUCAUUGAUAGUUCUCGCAGCGUACGUCCUUAUGACUUUGAAAAAGUGAAAGAGUUCAUUUUAACAAUCUUGCAAUUCCUGGACAUCAGUCCUGAUGCCACUCGAGUAGGCCUGAUUCAGUACGGCAGCACUGUCAAACAUGAGUUCUCUCUGAAGACGUUUAGGAGGAAACAGGAGAUUGAGAGAGCAGUGAGGAGAAUGAUGCACCUGGCGACCGGCACCAUGACUGGACUGGCUAUCCAGUAUGCUGUGAACAUUGCAUUUUCAGAGUCAGAAGGAGCUCGGCCUCUGAACCAAAAUGUGCCUCGCGUUAUCAUGAUAGUGACAGAUGGGAGACCACAGGAUCCGGUGGCAGAAAUUGCUGCUAAAGCUCGCAACUCUGGAAUUCUGAUUUUCGCCAUUGGAGUGGGAAGAGUGGAUAUGAACACACUCAAGUCCAUUGGGAGUGAACCACAUGAAGAGCACAUCUUUCUAGUUGCUAAUUUCAGUCAGAUUGAAACGCUCACCUCUGUCUUCCAGACUAAACUUUGUGUGCCCCAUAUGUGCAGUAUAGCUGAGCAUCGCUGUGAUCAUUUCUGCAUAAAUACCCCAGGCUCCUAUGUAUGCAGAUGUAAGCAAGGUUACAUCCUGAACGCUGACCAGAAGACUUGCAGCACUCAAGACCUUUGCGCUGUGGAGAAGCAUAACUGUGAGCAGAUUUGUGUGAACACGCCUGGGUCUUAUGUCUGUCAGUGUUAUGAAGGGUAUGAGCUUGAUGCAGAUGGAAAGAGUUGUGUUGUUGUAGACUACUGUGCUGUGGAUAAUCAAGGUUGCCAACAUGAAUGUGUUAACACAGAGGACUCUUAUUACUGUAGAUGCCACCCAGGGUUCAUUUUAAAUCCAGACAAAAGAACUUGCAGAAGACCAGACUACUGUGCUCUUCAGGACCAUGGCUGUGAACAGGAAUGUGUUAAUACAGAUGAUUCCUAUUUUUGUCGAUGCCAAGAAGGGUUUAGACUUAAUCCAGAUAAGAGAACAUGCAAAAGAGUGGACCACUGUGCAGAAAGCAAUCAUGGUUGUGAGCAACUGUGCCUAAAUACUGAUGACUCCUACGUCUGUCAGUGCUCUGAAGGAUUUGUCAUCAAUGAGGACCUACGAACCUGCACACGAGUUGACUAUUGUGCUUUGAGUGAUCAUGGCUGUGAACAUUUGUGUAUAAAUGGUGACAAAUCUUACACUUGUCAGUGUUUUGAAGGAUACAGGCUUCGGAAUGAUGGGAAAACAUGUAAACGUAAAAAUGUCUGCAAAUCAGUCAACCAUGGCUGUGAGCAUGUUUGUGUUAGUACUGACAAUUCUUACAUCUGCAAGUGCCGUGAAGGUUUCAUAUUGAGAGAUGAUGGGAAAACAUGCAGAAGACAGGACAUCUGCAAAUCAAUCAGCCAUGGUUGUGAGCAUAUUUGUGUUAACAAGGAUGACUCUUAUGCUUGUGAGUGUCAUGAAGGUUUCCUAUUGAGAGAAGAUGGGAAAACAUGCAGAAAUAAAGACAUUUGCAGUUCAGUUGACCAUGGCUGUGAACAUGUUUGUGUUAAUACUGAUGAGUCGUAUGUCUGCCGGUGUUAUGAGGGAUUUGCAUUAAGACAAGAUGGAAAAACGUGUAGAAAUAAAGACGUUUGCAAUUCUGUUGACCACGGCUGUGAGCAUGUUUGUGUGAACACUGAUAAUUCAUACAUUUGCCAGUGUUAUGAGGGUUUUGUAUUGAGGGAAGAUGAGAAAACAUGUAAAAGUAAGGACAUCUGCAAAUCAGUCAAUCAUGGCUGUGAACAUCUUUGUGUUAAUACUGAUGACUCAUAUACUUGCCAAUGCCAUGACGGAUUUGUACUGAGGCAAGAUGGGAAAACAUGCCGACACAAGGAUAUUUGCAAAUCAGUCAACCAUGGCUGUGAACAUGCCUGUGUUAAUGCUGGUGAUAAAUUUGUUUGUAAGUGUCGGGAGGGAUUCCUUCUAAGAGAAGAUGGAAAAACAUGCAGAAAUAAAGAUCUUUGCAAGUCAGUCAGCCAUGGCUGUGAACAUGUUUGUGUUAAUACUGAUGAUUCAUAUAUUUGCAAAUGCCAUGAUGGAUUUCUACUGAGAGAAGAUGGGAAAACCUGCAAAAACAAGGAUAUUUGCAGUUCAGUCAACCAUGGCUGUGAACAAGUUUGUGUGAAUUCAGAAGAAUCCUACAUGUGCAAGUGUCAUGAAAAUUUCAUACUGAAGGAAGAUGGAAAGACAUGUAAAUAUAAAGAUGUUUGUAAGUCAGUUAACCAUGGCUGUGAACAUAUUUGUGUUAACACUGAUGAUUCCUAUAUCUGCAAGUGUCAUGAUGACUUCAUACUGAGGGAAGAUGGGAAAACUUGUAGAAGUAAAAAUAUCUGCAAAACAGUCAACCACGGUUGUGAACACAUCUGUGUUCCAGCUGGUGAUUCAUACACUUGUCAGUGCCACAAGGGAUUUAUACUGAGGAGAGACAGGAAAACAUGCAGGAAUAAAGACCUGUGUAAGUCCAUUGACCAUGGCUGUGAACAUCUGUGCAUUAAUAAUAACAAUUCAUACAGCUGUCAGUGCCAUGAGGGAUUUGUCCUGCGACAAGAUGGAAAAACAUGUCAAAGCAAAGAUGUCUGCAAAUCAGUUGCCCACGGUUGUGACCAUAUUUGUGUUAAUAAUGAUGAUUCAUACAUCUGCAAAUGUCAGGAGGGGUACGUACUAAAAGAGGAUCAGAAAACCUGCAGAAGAUGCACUGAAGGCCCAGUUGAUUUGGUGUUUGUGAUUGAUGGAUCAAAAAGUCUCGGAGAGGAUAAUUUUGAAAUUGUAAAACAAUUCGUCUCAGGAAUAUUAGAUACACUUGAGAUUUCACCCAAAGCUGCUCGAGUUGGUUUGCUUCAAUAUUCUUCUGAAGUCCGCACAGAGUUUACAUUAAGACAGUUCAGCACAACCAAAGACAUGAAGAAAGCUGUAUCACAAAUGAAAUAUAUGGGGCGAGGUUCCAUGACAGGACUGGCUCUGAAGCAAAUGUUUGAGAGAAGCUUCACAGAAACAGAAGGAGCCAGACCACUGUCAGCAAACAUCCCUCGAAUCUCCAUUGUGUUUACGGAUGGACGAGCCCAAGAUGAAGUCUCUGACUGGGCUGCUAGAGCAAAGAGAAGUGGUAUAAUUAUCUAUGCCAUUGGAAUAGGAAAAGCAAUUGAAGAAGAACUGCUGGAAAUUGCUUCUGAGCCAUCAUAUAAACAUCUCUUUUAUGCUGAGGAUUUCACAGCAAUGGAGGACAUAAGCGAAGAGCUGAAAGUUCAGAUCUGUGAAGCCUUGAGAAAUUCAGCUCACCGGCAACAUCUGUCAUCUGGAAGGCUCCAUAGGACUAAUCCUCAGUCAUCAGGACCUGAAUCAACCACAGUAGAAAUCACAGAUGUCCUUGCCUGUCCCAGUCUUGCAAUACAGCAUAAGUAUCUUUUUGAAGACAGUCACACUCACUCAACAAGAACAACAGCAAAAACUUCAAAAGACCAAUGCAAAUGUGAAAACCUUGUGACGUUCCAGAACUACGCAACCAACGAAGUAAGAAGACUCAAGCAGAGAUAUAUCCUUUCAGAAUGUUUCUUGUGCAUAAAUCAAGAACAGGUUAAAAGAAAUUAUAACCCAUCAAGUCUAAGCUGCCUCCAUGGCUCAAAUCAAUCUACUGUAAUGAAAAGCUGAAUUACUUAGAGAUUGUCAAUCUCCAGGAAGCAGGGCUCUUCAGGCUUGAGGUUUCCUUCUUCACAGAAGGGACCAAACAUAUUAAUAAGGAUCUUAACUUCUAAUAAUUUCUAACAGUAAAUAGCUUCAGGAUCAGCAAAGAAAUGACUAGUCAAAAACCAAGCCUGACACUCUUUGCUUUGUUUACUUCAGAUAAUAACAAAAGAUCAUUUAGUAGCUACAGGGAGCAGGAGAUAUUUCCCUUCUGGACUGCUAGGUAAGGCAUUUUAAAUAAGAUUCCCAAUGUAGAGGAAUCAAAGGACAUGCUGUCUGAUUAAUUUUGUAAGAAUACACACAGAAAAAGGAGUUAAAUGCACACUGAUAGCCCUCCUUCUACAAGCUAGCCUGUCUUUUCAAGGGAGCUGUUAGUACAGUAGCCUUUAUGAUAUGUUAAACAUCCAUCAGGUCUCAGGAAAAUAGCAGAAAACUGACAGUGAGUUUCUCCUGUAUUCUGCACCAAACAUAACAUAUACAGCAAACUCCUAGAUUUUCUCCAUAAAACCUACUUCUGCAUAAUCAAGUUAAAUAGUAAGAAUGCAGAGACUUAACCUUCUGUUUAAGUCUUCUGAGAAUCAUAUACAUGACCAGUAAGCACUUAUUUUCUGCAAGAAGUGCGAUGAUAUAUGAGCACUUAUUUGUGUGCUUCCUAGACAAGAACAGCUUCAGACUGAAAUACUGUGAAGUUAAACAGUCUGUCCACAGUCAGGCUAACAGAGCCCUCCAGAGUCUUGCUAGCAGUACUAGUACCUUAAGACCUCCACGUAGAUGGUACAUCUUGGAGACGUCUAAGAAUGAUGCUAUAAGUACUAGAAUCACAGAAUUACCCAAGGUUGGAAAAGACCUCCAAGAGAAUCCAAGUCUAACCAUCCUCCUAUCACCAGUAUUUCCCACUAAACCACAUCCCUCUGUACAACAUCUGCAUAUCUCUUCACCUCCAGGGAUGGUGACUCCACCACCCUCCUGGGCAGCCCAUUCCACACUUGACCAUUCUUUCAGAGUAGUUUUUCCUGGUGUCCAACCUGAUGCCCCCCAGUGCAAUUUGAGGCCAUUCCCUAUUCAUACUGCUAGUUACACAGAAGUUGACCACCACCUUGCCACAACCUCCCUUCAGGCAAUUGUUGAGAGAGUAAGGUCUCCCCUUAGACUUCAGAACAACCCAGGUUUCCUCGGCUGCUCCUGUAAGAUUUGUGCUCCAUACCCAACAUUGUCCAAGUGCUUGUUCACUGGCUCACAAAAUGGGAACAUGCUGAUAUACACUCAUAGUAAAGUUGAGUGUAACAUUUAACAUCCCAAGUCAGUGCACAUCGUCCAGGCUCUAGCAGAAAAGAUAUUGCUGGGUAUGACAGACUCAGACACCUGGCAUUUUUUAAUAUUAUUGCACGCCAUCAUUAGCUCUUUCCUUAACUUCUAUCUACUGGAAGAAAUGACAAAGAGAAUGGAAGACUUGGAAAACAGACUAAAAUACUGAUCAAAAUUUAAAGCUUAUACUACACUGUGUAUUUAUACAUACAAUGUUGUGAGAGCUAUUUUGUUACAUCAGUUCAAAGUAAAAUAACAAAUCCUUGUCUAAAGUUAAAAAGUAUUUUGGAGCCCUGCAUCUAUAUGUGUUCCGUCUUGCAUUGACUGCAGAUAAGUUUUGAAAGUUUAUAUAUAAAAACAGUUUAGCAACUAGCAGAAAUCCUCAUUAAGUAGAACUUAACCAAAAGAAGCUAUGCAAAACAUUAAAAUGCUGUUAUUUUUUCAUGUGAAAACUCCACGUUUUGAAGUCUUUUUAAGCUAUGAAUUUGUUUGGCUUGCUUUUCUGUACUUUCCUCCUCCACUCACUCUGUUGCUAUUUCAAGCAUUCUAUCUGUGUGACUAUGUGUAUGUAUACACACACAUAUAUUCACAGCAGUUAGGUUUCAUACAAUCUUUCCAACACACGCAGAUUGCAGAAAUCAGUUGGAAGUAGAAAUACACGUUUAUACAUCUUUGUUGAAGGGUGAUGAAUGUAAACGAAGUGGGAAAUCUGUUGAGUUACCAGAGCAUCACAGUUGGAAAUUCCAAAUACUGUUUCUCUUAUCAGAUCCAGACAUGGAUGUUUCCCUCUUUGAUCUUGCUCAGCAUUCAGCAAUUCUUGAACUUCCCUGAAUACAACUGGUAUUUUAAUAUGAAGACAUUCUUUGGGCAAUAAAACCAGCUGCACAUUUGUUCAUCAAAUGCAAAUAUGAAAAUGAAACAGCAAGUUGCUUCUAGCCAUUCUGGAAGUGCCUUAAGGCCAACUGAAGUUUUACUUCUGCCCCCUUAGCAGCAGAAACCCUCUUCUGCUAGCUUUAUUUUCACGUCCACAGCAGUACCUGAACUGUUUACUGAACUGAUACAAAUCCGGACUUUAAUAGAUGCAUACCCCAGCUAUUCCUUCUUUGCUUCAUGUGCUGGUUUGCCUCUUUACUGUCUCCAACUUGAAAUAUACAACCACAUCCAUUCCACACCAGAAACAUAUAGUUGCAGCAAAAUUAGAUUUAAGUGAUCACAGAUAAUCUAAUGACCACGCAUAUGUACAAAGAAGCACCUUGUAUUUUAAUACACUUCAGAAAAUAGAAUGCAAGUUCUUCAAGGCUGCCCUCUAGUGAUUGUCAUUAUGUGUUCCUUUAACAACAUGUCAGCAAAAUGCUAUACCCCAUGCAGUGUGCACUAGCACUAACAUAUCCUCAAAUUGUGAUCACAAAAAAAAAAAAAAAAGGCAGAAAUCCAGAAAACAGCAUCAUCCUCAUCAACAGUGACUU